CAGACGCGCGCACGCGCACCUAUCGAAGUAGAAAAUAAUAAUCUUUCGUGAGUGAAUAGUUUAAUAAAAGUUGUACGUUUUUAAUUAUAGCUAUACGCAGCCAUUUUUCGCGGCAGUCAAAUAAUAUCUGACAAAUUUGCUUAAACUAUUCGACCCAGAAGCAGAAGACCAAAGCGCAGCUUUUUAAAAAAAUAUUCACUACUCUGUAUGUGAUAAGUGUUAAGUGGUAAACAAUCCGAGUAUCGUGGUAUUGAUAGGAUUUAUGAAUUUUGUGAAUUAUAACGGACUAUGGGCGCAGUAAAGAGUAAGUUGGCGUCAGCUGCUGGGUGCUGUUAUAGAUGUGCCUGCUGCAAGAGCUUCAAGAGCGAGUCUUAUGAUCUCAGGGAUCUGCCGAGACCUCCUCGAUUGGACAGUUCAAAUGAUGUCAUCGAUGGCACCAGAAAAGGCGUCCUCGCUAUCCAAGGCAUCGACUUUUGCAAUGAUACGAACGGCGAGAAUCAUCACACCAGCAAGUUUAACCUCAUGACGAGGACUGUCGACAGAUGUCUGGUAGUGCGACGAGGUCAGGCGUUCAAGUUGGAUCUGCUUCUGAACCGGCCAUACGAUCCCGAUAGAGAUGCCGUCUCCUUCAUUUUCUAUGUAGCAGAUGUAGAAAAACGUGGACCAUCUGAUGACACAUCAGCAGCUGUUCCAUUACUUGAGAAGGGAACGGAAACUUUGGGAGCAUGGACUGCAGUGUACGAAGGCCAAAUGGAUUCUCACCUGAUGGUGGCGGUGACGCCCGCUGCAGACUGUAUCGUAGCUGCUUGGCGUCUUGACAUCGACACUAGGCUAGCCGAUGGAGGAUCAUUAAGCUACACUCAUCCUCAGCCUAUAUAUGUACUGUUCAAUCCUUGGUGCUUAAAUGACAGCGUUUAUAUGCCAGGUCACAGCCACCGCGAGGAGUAUAUUCAGGAAGAUGGUGGAUUAAUGUUUAGAGGUGUGUACAAUCGGAUCAAGCCUACUCCAUGGAAUUAUGCACAGUAUGAGAAGGAUAUCUUAGAUUGUUCUCUUUAUCUAGUCAGAGAGAUUGGAAAAGUUAAAGGGCGGGCUCGAAGCGAUCCUAUCAGAACAGUGCGGGCUCUUUCGGCUGCUGUAAACGUUCAGGAUGACAAUGGAGUGUUGUUUGGAAACUGGGCCAAAGAUCUCAGUGACUACAGCGGAGGGACUCAUCCGCUGAAGUGGGUGGGGUCGUUGAUGAUAUUACAGAAGUAUUACGAAAAGAAAAAACCGGUAAAAUAUGCCCAGUGUUGGGUCUAUGCCGGAGUAUUAACCACAGUUUGCAGGGCGCUGGGCAUCCCAUGCAGGCCGGUGACAGGGUUUGAUGCUGCUCAUGACAGCCAAGGUAGUCUGACCAUCGACAUUAUCAAGGAUGAAGAAGGAAACACCCUGGAGGAGUUCACCAGGGAUUCCGUGUGGAAUUACCAUGUUUGGAACGAGGUUUGGAUGGAACGUCCCGACCUGGGUUCAGAUUACGGUGGUUGGCAAGCUAUCGACGCUACUCCUCAGGAGACUUCGGAAGACAUGUACCGGUGUGGACCCUCAUCUCUUCGAGCGGUCAGGGACGGUGAACUUCAGAGACCUUACGAUACUGGCUACGUGUUCGCACAGGUCAACGCUGAUAAGAUUUUAUGGAAAUAUUCAGGGGAAAUUCAACCAUUGAAACUGUUGGCAAGAGAUACAACAUCUAUUGGACAAAAUAUUUCAACAAAAUCUAUCGGGAAAAUGGACAGAGAGGACAUCACAAGUCUAUACAAAUAUCCCGAGAGGACGUGGGAAGAGCGAGUAACGAUGGAAAAGGCGUUGCGGAAGUCGCAAAGCAUCUUCGCUCGAUAUUACCUCAAUGACGCAUUCAAUGACAUUGUUUUCGAUUUCGAACUAAGGGAUGACAUAAAGAUCGGUCAGGACUUCAAUGUUAUUUUGCAUAUAAAGAAUCGAUCGUCAGAAGAACAGCAUCAAGUCAAGGGAACCCUGAGGGUGGACACAGUCACGUACACGGGGGUAACAGGGGAUGGGGUGAAGAGGUACGAGUUCGACGUUAAGGUCGCACCAAUAGCGAAGGAAGAAGUGAAAAUGCUUGUGACCUUCGACGACUAUUACUCAAAACUGGUUGAUCAGGCAUCAUUCAACAUUGCUUGCCUAGCGUCGAUAGUUGACAAAAACUUCGACUAUUUCGCGCAAGAUGACUUCAGAGUGCGAAACCCAGACAUCAAGAUUGUGAUCGACGGGAAACCUGUCUCUAAGAAGGAAUUCACGGUCACCGUGAAGGUGGAAAACCCUCUGCCUAUCCCGUUGAAGAGUGGCAAAUUUUAUAUUCAGGGACCUGGCUUGGAUAAGCAACUUAAGAUAGAGUUAGACGAGAAUGUCGCCCCUGGAGCCUUCGCAAAAGCCGAAUUUAAGCUGACACCUCCGUGGGCUGGGCGUCACCAGAUCUCAGCUAAGUUCAGCUCCAAAGAGAUGAAGGAUGUAGACGGAUUCCUAUCAUUCAUUGUUGCCAUGCCGCCAGAGACAAACGGAUACUCCACAGAGACUAAUGAGAGUCACCAAAUAUAAAUACCUACUGUCAUAUUAUAUCAAUUGGAAAUACAUAGUUACUUUAUGUAUAUGUACAUUUCUAUCUGGAACAAGAAUGUUAAAAUCAGUGAUGAUUUGUGUGGAAAAACUUUACAACAUAGUACAUAAAAUCACCACGCCUCUUUACCGGAGGGGUAGGCAGAUACUAGAUUUGCUACGAUCUCUGCAUACUUCUUUCGCUAUAAUGUAACAACUUAUAUUUUUAAAUGGCAAUUUUAAAUGCGACCAAAAAGUGUACUUCUGAAAAGGUAAAUUUAACUACUUAAAGUUUAUACCUACUUAAAACCUAAUUUACAGCAUUGUUAAUAAUGAAAUAAAUCUUGUAACAGGUAUGUAAUAUUUUUCUGAAUACAAGAAAUGUUAUGUGACGACUACCUACAGUGGACGCCUAGUUAGUACAACAAUUUGAUUUCUGUAUAAUAUUUAUGACUACAAUAUUUACUACGAUAUUUUUAAAUAAUAGCUACAGAUGUUCAGUUUAUGUAAAGUGUAGUUUUAAGCUAUCCUUAGAUAUUUAUUGUUUUAGAAGAUAACAUUAAUGUUAAGAUAUUAAGAGCAAUAAUAAUGUAACUAUAAAAAACUAAAUAUAUUUAAAAAAGUAAAAAAUACAGAACCUGAGUAAUAC
Messenger RNA from Amyelois transitella, 3238 nucleotides. Its product is annotated as annulin. Lineage: Eukaryota; Metazoa; Arthropoda; Insecta; Lepidoptera; Pyralidae. Bases 289 to 2592 code for a protein of 767 amino acids. Gene Ontology annotation, molecular function: protein-glutamine gamma-glutamyltransferase activity. Gene Ontology annotation, biological process: peptide cross-linking. The record is from RefSeq and is a predicted model, not a curated record. The transcript has 12 exons.